Molecule: messenger RNA, 4212 nt
Organism: Danio aesculapii
Lineage: Eukaryota; Metazoa; Chordata; Actinopteri; Cypriniformes; Danionidae
Gene: lhcgr
Product: luteinizing hormone/choriogonadotropin receptor
Biological process (GO): male gonad development; ovulation cycle process; phospholipase C-activating G protein-coupled receptor signaling pathway
Cellular component (GO): membrane
Molecular function (GO): luteinizing hormone receptor activity; thyroid-stimulating hormone receptor activity
Source: RefSeq, a predicted model, not a curated record
ACGCAGACAAACGGUUCAUCCCUGAGCUCUUCUCUCCAGACCUGAUGAUAUCCUACAGUGAUAGAACAGCCAGCAAGUACACAGCCAGCCUGCCGCUCUCUCUCUCUCUCAGACAGUCAGACUAACAACACAAACUCAAUCAUUUUACCAACUAAUAAAAAUGUAACCAAAAAAAGGACUAAUCGCUGAAACGCGUCGUCUCAACUUCAAGCGCGCGCUCGAUCUCUAGUUCAGUCAGAAACGCGGCGAAAGUAAAGUGGAUUUUAGCAGUUUAAUAUAAGUGAAAACACCAGGAGACAAUGUGGAGCUCUGUCCUGCUUCUUAUUUUCCCUCUGCUGAUGUCUUUCUGCGGUGGAGUGUGUUUCGAGUGUCCGGAGAUCUGCAGAUGUUCCCAGAAGAGCAUCACCUGUAACAGCGCGACGGAGAGCCAGAAGAGUCUCAGCAGACUAGUUUUGAACUACAUCUCAGUGCGGACCAUCAGCAGCUGGAGUUUCGACGGCCUGAAAGGAGUAAAAAGAAUAGAAAUCGCCCAGAGCGUCUCAGUGGAAACCAUCGAGUCUGAAGCCUUCAAUAACCUGCCGAACGUCUCCGAGAUCUCGAUCCAGAACACACGAAGCCUGGUUCACAUCCAGCAGCGGGCCUUCAACCAGCUGCCCAAACUAAGAUACCUGAGCAUCUCCAACACUGGCAUUAGUGUUUUUCCUGACCUGACCUCCAUCUUCUCCCUGGAGGCUCAUUUCAUACUGGAUAUUUGUGAUAACCUGAAUCUGCGCUCAGUGCCACCCAAUGCUUUCACCGGGAUGACAAGUGAAUAUGCCACAAUGAAUCUCUUUAACAAUGGAUUUCAAGAAAUAGAGAGCCAUGCCUUCAAUGGAACAAAAAUAGACAAACUAGUGUUGAAGAACAGCCGAGAUCUGCGUGUGAUCCACGAAGACGCUUUUAAAGGAGCUUUAGGCCCGACUGUGCUUGAUGUCUCUUCCACGGCUCUGGAGACGCUGCCCUCACAUGGCCUGGAGUCAAUGCUGAUGCUGACAGCCCGCUCAGCGUUCGCCCUGAAGAAACUCCCUCCACUGAAGAGCCUGAAGAGCCUGAGAGAAGCGCAGCUCACCUUUCCCAGUCACUGCUGCGCUCUGAUCAACUGGGACAACAACAGGGACGGUUCUGUCAACUCGGCUUUGAGAAACAGAUCGUCAUACUGUGGGGACAACAGUUCACCAGCUGACCUGUCUGCAAUCUCCUCAGACGAUCCUCUUGCAUCAGACGUGGUUGGAUCGUCAUCCGUCGAGGAUACUUUCGGUAGCAUCGACUUCCACUAUCCAGAGCUGGAUUUAUGCCAGCAGCGUCCAGCACUUCAGUGCAGCCCUGAAGCCGACGCUUUCAACCCCUGCGAGGACAUCGCUGGAUUCAGCUUCCUGCGAGUCGCCAUCUGGUUCAUCAAUAUCCUGGCCAUCGCCGGAAACCUGAUUGUCCUGCUGGUUUUAUUCACUAGUCGCUGCAAAUUGACCGUUCCCAGAUUUCUAAUGUGCCAUCUAGCCUUCGCCGACCUUUGCAUUGGCAUCUACCUGCUAAUGAUCGCAACUGUUGACCUGCGGACACGUGGACACUACAGUCAUCAUGCAAUUGAGUGGCAAACCGGAGCAGGAUGCGGCAUUGCAGGGUUUCUAUCUGUAUUCGGUGGCGAAUUAUCCAUCUAUACUCUGUCCACCAUUACAGUGGAGCGCUGGCACACAAUCACUCACGCUCUCCGACUGGAAAGACGUCUGGGAUUGAGCCAAGCAUCGCUAAUUAUGACCAUCGGAUGGCUGCUUUGUUUAGCGAUGGCACUCCUUCCCUUAAUAGGCGUCAGCAGCUACAGUAAAGUCAGCAUGUGUUUGCCGAUGGACAUCGAAACGCCUUUAUCGCAAGCUUACGUUAUACUCCUGUUGCUCUUUAACGUUGGUGCAUUUCUCGUGAUUUGCGGAUGCUAUGUGUGCAUUUACAGCGCAGUACGUAAUCCUGAAUUCCCAGGACGCGCUGCUGAUGCUAAAAUCGCAAAGCGAAUGGCGGUUCUGAUUUUUACGGACUUUCUGUGCAUGGCGCCUAUUUCGUUUUUCGCUAUUUCGGCAGCCUUUAAAGUGCCUUUGAUCACCGUGACCAACUCCAAAAUACUGCUCGUGCUUUUCUACCCCAUUAAUUCAUGCGCCAAUCCAUUCCUCUACGCCAUCUUCACCAGAGCCUUCAGGAAAGACGCUUGUAUUCUCCUGAGCUCCAUGGGCUGCUGUCAAAGCAAAGCUAACUUGUACCGGAUGAAGACGUACUGCUCGGAGAACAUCAACCGAAGCAAAAGCAGCUCCGGCUCCAAUGCGAACUCAAAAGGGCCUCGAGCCGUCAUGUGGAUGUCAAGCUUUCCUCAGUUAACACCUCGACCGCACAUACAGAGAGUCUAGCCUGGUUUACAUCACUCCGUGUUAAUGUGCAUUUUGAUCCCUUAAAGGUGCUAUAGGUGCAUUUUGGACUCCUCUAAUGCAUGAAAAUACCAUAAUGGGCUGUAUUUUAAAGAUCUCAGUGCAUGGAUUAAAAUGCAUGGUGCACUUAGGAUGUGUCUGAAUCCACUUUUGCUAUUUUAAGAAGGGGAAAAAUUGUUGUUGAACCAAGCGCAUGGUCUAAAAUGGUUGUCCUUAUUCUCCUAUUAAGUUAUGGAUGGUUUUGAAGUAUCGCAUGAGAAACGAGUCCCAAAUUGCGAGUAAAAAUCCUUUAAAAGAUGCUAUAGGUAGAUUUUUGAUUCCUCUAAUGCAUAAAUAUACAAUAAUGGGCUCUAUUUUAAUGAUCUAAGUGCAUGGAUUAAAACACACGGUGCAUUUAGGAUGUGCCUGAGUCCACUUUGCUAUUUUAAGUAGGGGAAAAACUUGUCGAACCAGGCGCAUAGACUAAAAUGGUUGUCCUUGUUUUCUUAACAAUUUAUGGAUCGUUUUGAAGUAUAGCAUGAGAAACAAGCAACAAAUUGCGAAUAAAAAUCCCUUAAAGGUGCUGUAGGUACGAUUUUAGACUCCUCAAAUGCAUAAAAAUUCAAUAAUGGGCUCUAUUUUAAUGAUCUAACUGUAUGGAUUAAUAUUUAUGGUGCACUUAGGAUGUGUCUGUAUCCACUUUUGCUAUUUUAAGCAGGGGAAAACUCGUCGUACCAAACGCGUGAUCUUAAAUGAUUGUCCUUAUUAAGAGAAUAAGUUAAGUAUCACAUGAGAUACGAGUGACAAAUUUCGAAUAACAAUCCCUUAAAGAUGCUGUAGGUACGUUUUUAGACUCCUCUAAUGCAUAAAAAUACCAUAAAGGGCUCUAUUUUAAUGAUCUAAUUGCAUGGAUUGACACACGGUGCACUUAGGAUGUGUCUGAAUUCUCUUUCACUAUUUAAAGGAGGUGAAAAACUGUCGUUGAACCAAGCGCAUGGUCUAAAAUGGUUGUCCUCAUUCUCCUAAUAAGUUAUGGAUGGUUUUGAAGUAUAGCACGAGAAACGAGUCCCAAAUUGCGAGUAAAAAUCCCUUAAAAGAUGCUAUAGGUAGAUUUUUGAUUCCUCUAAUGCAUAAAUAAACAAUAAUGGGCUCUAUUUUAAUGAUCUAACUGUAUGGAUUAAUAUGCAUGGUGCACUUACGAUGUGUCUGUAUCCACUUUUGCUAUUUGAAGUAGGGGAAAACUGUCGUCGUACCAAACGCAUGAUCUUAAAUGAUUGUCCUUAUUAAGAGAAUAAGUUAAGUAUCACAUGAGAAACGAGUGACAAAUUUCGAAUAACAAUCCCUUAAAGGUGCUGUAGGUACGCUUUUAGACUCCUCUAAUGCAUAAAAAUACCAUACAGGGCUCUAUUUUAAUGAUCUAAGUGCAUGGAUUAACACACGGUGCACUUGGGAUGUGUCUUAAUCCACUUUUACUAUUUGAAGCAGGUGAAAAACUGUCGUUGAACCAAGGGCAUUGUCUAAAAAGGUUGUCCUGAUUCUCUUAAUAACGUAUGGAUUGUUUUGCAGUAUCGCAUGAGAUACAAGUGACAAAUUGCAAAUAAAAAUCCCUUAAAGAUGCUGUAGGUACGUUUUUAGACUCCUCUAAUGCAUAAAAACACCAUAAUGGGCUCUAUUUUAAUGAUCUAAGUGCAUUGACUGAAGUGCACAAUGCACUUAGGAUGUGUCUGAAUCCACUUUCGUUAUUUUAAGAAAGGGAAAAACUGUUGUCGAACCAGGCGCAUUCUAUAAA